UUGAGAACUACCCAGGCAAGAUUCAUUUUUUUUGUCCUUGUCCCUCUUUGGAGUAGGUUUGUGUGCAUUCCAUUAAACAGAUCCCAGGAACAGGGGACAUGAUCAUUAUGUUCUGGAUGUUGGAAAACACUUGGGCCAAGAUCCUGUGGAGGAGAGCAAGAAGCUGUAGGUCAUUCUCAGAGUAUGCUGGAUGUCUCAAUUUUAUUUUUAACUAAAAAAAAUCCUUUCUUAGUUUUUACAAAAAACGUGAUGACCAUUUAGUUAGGUCCUAAUUAUAUUCUCAAGCAUGCUCUUGCUCAAAAUUUCACUAGUGUGGAUGGUUUAAUGAGAAUUGUAACAGUUAUGGCUUAGGAUAGCCACAUAUCUUGCUGCUCUCCACACUGUGAGUGCUCUCACAGGUUGUUCCCUGUCCUCUGUGGGAUAUAAUCUGUUUAUGGGCUGCCUGUGCUCUGGGGUUAUAUCCCUUUAGCUGUAUUUGGAUGUGUGGCUGAAGUGAGAUAGCUUCUGCAGCUGGAGCAGUCCUGGUCAGUCCCUGUUAGCUGCAUGUGUGAAUUUUAUGGAUUACACCAAAACAGGAAACAAGUUGUGAUUGUAUCAGAAAUCCAUCUUUACGUGUGUUUCCAGAUUCUGUCAUUGCUACAGUGUCCAGCACCAGCAAACGCAUUUUGAGUGCAUUUUCUAUCAAGUGAAAUUGCAGAUUUAUCCUUUUCUGAGUCUCUGUGUAAUCACAUAUACAAUCAUUGCAUUCAAGCUUUCAAAAAUUUCUGAAGGAAAAAAAAAAUCCCCCAAACAUUUCACAUAAUCUAUUCAAAAUAAUUCUAAUUAUUUUUCUCAUGUAUGUUCUAUUUUCUGUUUAUUUUAUGACCUGUACAGUGUAUUUUUACUCUGGACUGUCACCACUUAUUUCCUUGUCAUCUCAUAAUUAAAGUAUCCACAGGAAAACUUCAGUGUAGGUUUUACUGUGUUUUCUUUACAUACUCUCCAGUUCAGUGGUGAAAGGCAGAGCUCAGUCAGGGUGAAUAUGGGAAAUCACAGGGUAAAGAAGUGGCUGUUGUGCUGCACUGAGAUUUUGGAGGCUCAGAUAAUUUCUCACUGAUCUCCCCAGUGGGUUUUUUAAUCUGUGCUUUUGUGUUUUGCUGGGCUGAAAUUUUUCUUGUUACCAUUUCCCAUGUCCUGAUAGAAAACCCAAUAAUUCUUCACAUUUUGAGUACAUUGUUGUUGUUAGGGUUGGUGGGGAUUUUAUUUUAUAUUUGGAAAUUUCACUUUGGCAUGUAGAAAGUCAAGCUGGUAUUAAGUACUUACAGCUUUGAUUUGUACUCUUAAUACAAUUUGUAAUAUUUGGGUUAAAUAAAAAUAGUAUUUUAAAACUAAGCCCUUGCAGUCUUCCAUGAUAGGAGUGAAAGGAGUUUAGAAUGAAUGAAAUAUGAAUUUAAUUUAUUUUAAAUGCUUUAGUCUUAUAAAAUGGUUAAUCUUCUGGAAGCUGUUAUUUCUUCUUCAGAAUUUUGCUUUCCAACUGUAUUUUUUCUGUGCUGUAAAUGCAGUGCUCUAAUAAAGCCCUAAUAAUUCUGAUUAUUACCAAGUUUGGGAGUGUGGAGGAGCAAUUCAAUUUCCUGGAAAACAGUAACUCUUUGGUGAAAUUAAGCCCUGUGUUAGUGGCUGAGGGUGAAUAAUCACAGAACCACCAGUGUGGCAGUGGAACUGCCUGUUCUAAUGGCCAUGCUAAUGUCCUGAAUGAAGCAGUCCAAAUUGUAUUUCAGAAUAUUAUGUCGUGGUCUGGGAGCCAAAUGUUGCCUCUGCAAAACUGGCACAUAUGUGAAAGCUUACUGUAAAGCAGAUUAAUAUUUUUAUUUUGGUCUAAGUAAGACCAAAUGCAAUUUUUUUUUGUGUGAAAUUAAAAAUGUUGCAAAUGUUACUUCCCUUGCAGCAGCAGCAGCUGGUUACUUCACUUCUCACCUGUUCAAAGAGUCUGUAGGUUUAAAAAUUAGAAGUCUCAGAGGGGUUUAUUUUGCCACAGCUCAGUGCUGUACAAAAUGUAAAACAACUUAACUGCUUUUCUAAGCAAGAGGAUUCCAAGAGCAAGGAGAAAAAGCUGCUGAUGGAGUUCUUUCAUUUGCUUAUUUGAUGCCAGAUGUUGCCAAAAUGUUUUACCCAGACCAUUUUAUGUCUCCCCAAGAGAGCUGAACACUGAAAUAUUCACACUUGUAGCAGUUCUUCACUUUGUUCACUGAGGUGCUUUCAUGCCAGAACUGUGGAAUGUGGGGUUCAUUGGGGAGAACUGGGGGUGGGAUAGAAAAUAAAAUGAUGGCACCACAGCUCUGGAAAUGCCAAUUUUGUUGUUAUGGAGCUGUGGCACGUUUUUGUGAAGUUGGUAACUUGGCAGUAACUUGGUUCCCUUGCCACUGUAUGGCACUGAGAGGCAAAAGUUGGUGACAGAAAAGGAAAUAAAAGUUAGAUCUUGUUCUUGCAUGGCUGGUUCUCAUCCUUCACAGGAUCACAUUGUUUGGGGUUUGAUGUGGCAGCUGCUCCAGGCCAUGGUGUUCUCAUUUUUUAGUACCUGGGUGUACAAAAGAGGUACUUGCUGUUAAACCUGAGGGCUGUUUAGGUACACAGAGAGUCAAAAGGUGACUUUUGAAAAUAGGAGCUGAGCACAAUGAUCACAAACUGUCCCUUGUCCUGCUGCACCCAGGGAUCUGCAGCUGAUGGGAAAAUCAGGCAAAAAAAUAGGAUAUGGCAGCUUCCUUCUGGGAUACUGAAAGGAGGAUCCAUUUCUUUUAAACCUCCAAAUUCCAGUUUUUAUUUUAUUGGUGAGGUUUUGGAAUUGCCUGUGUUUUUUCUUGAGGGCAGAAGAAGCUAGGAAGUGUGGCUGUACUUCACAUCCUGCUUGGUUUUUUAUGAGUUACACAGCAAACAAAGCAAAGGGAAAAGGAUAGUAUCAUACUUGCUGAAAAAUAAAGUCCAAGCCUUUUAUAUUCCAGGGAAACAGAGGCAAUUAGAGGACAGAAAUUGUCUCUUUGCAUGUGUUUAACAUGCCUAGAGAACGGGGGAAUGAAAAUGUGUGCUGUGUUGUAUGAUUUUGUAACCAAAGAACCUCCAGGUCAGUCUGUGAUCACUUCAUUUGUGUUUUCUAGACCAUUUUUAUGUGGUCUAGGCUAUGAUAGUGGCAAUACCAAAAGGAAGAUUACCUGGUUAUCUUUUUCAUUAUUAUUUUGAGGUGUUGAUAUCAGUAGCUUAAUUCUUAGUCCUACUGAAAUUUGCCAUGAUGAAUAUGUUUGAGCAGGGUUAUUCUGCCAGCUUUAAAAUGAUUCAGCAUCUUGAGAAUGACUCUAAGAUAAAGUAAAUAUGUUAAUUUAUAAGAAAGGCAGGAUUCUUCUUAUUUAAGAGCCUAUCAGCAGUUGAGUUGUGCAUUUUAGUGUUGCAGAGGGGAAAGGAGAAUAAGCAUUCACAUGGAGCAUAUGGCUGUUCCUUGAGAAACUUCAACAGACCUUAACCUCUUGGAAAACCUGAUUUACCUGGUACUGGGCAAAUAUUUAUUAUCUAAAUUACCUGAAUAUUCCAUGUAACAUGAGUGUCUUCCUGUCUGUUGGUCCUUGCAUGCCACCUGCUCACCUGGACCAAGUAGUUCAGCAUGGUGCAGCUCACAGCAGUAGGUGAUGGGUUUCUGUCUUCCACAUUGUACAUCAGUGGGAUCUCUGCUGGAACAAGAUAAUGUCUUCAGCUCAUUGAAGGAAAGGGAAUAUUUGUUCACACUUAUGAUGAUUUGACACAAUUAAUGUCUUAAUAACCAUGAUGGCAACACAGACAUUAAGUAUAGACAACUAUCAAGAUGGACAACAGAUGCAAGUGGUAACAGAGUUAAAAACUGAACAAGAUCCCAACUGCUCUGAAACUGAUGCUGAAGGGGUGAGUCCUGCCCCUGUGGAAUCUCAAACUCCAAUGGAUGCAGACAAGCAGGCCAUUUACAGGCACCCACUAUUUCCCUUGUUAGCACUAUUAUUUGAAAAAUGUGAACAAUCUACACAAGGCUCAGAAGGCACAACUUCUGCCAGUUUUGAUGUAGAUAUUGAAAACUUUGUAAGGAAGCAGGAGAAAGAAGGAAAACCUUUUUUCUGUGAAGAUCCAGAAACUGAUAAUUUGAUGGUAAAAGCAAUCCAAGUUCUGCGUAUCCAUCUGCUGGAGCUAGAAAAGGUUAAUGAACUCUGCAAGGAUUUCUGCAGUCGUUACAUUGCCUGCCUGAAGACAAAAAUGAACAGUGAAACUCUAUUAAGUGGGGAGCCUGGAAGUCCUUAUUCACCUGUGCAAUCUCAGCAAAUUCCAAGUGCCAUUGCAGGCACACUCAGUCCCCAAGGGAUCAUGGUGCCAGCAUCAGCAUUGCAGCAGGGAAAUGUAACUAUGGCAACAGUAGCAGGGGGGACAGUGUAUCAACCAGUCACUGUGGUCACUCCACAAGGACAAGUGGUGACACAGGCACUGUCACCUGGCACUAUUCGGAUCCAGAACUCCCAGCUCCAGUUGCAAUUAAACCAAGAUCUGGGCAUCUUGCAUCAAGAUGAUGGCUCAUCAAAAAAUAAGAGAGGAGUUCUUCCCAAGCACGCUACAAAUGUGAUGAGAUCUUGGCUUUUUCAGCACAUAGGGCAUCCAUAUCCAACAGAGGAUGAGAAGAAGCAGAUUGCAGCACAAACAAAUCUGACACUACUCCAGGUUAACAACUGGUUUAUCAAUGCUAGAAGGCGAAUUCUUCAGCCAAUGCUGGAUUCCAGUUGUUCUGAAACUCCAAAAACAAAGAAGAAAACAGCCCAGAACCGACCAGUGCAGAGGUUCUGGCCUGACUCCAUUGCCUCAGGAGUUGCUCAGCAGCAAUCGAACGAGCUCACGAUGUCAGAUGGUGCUGUCGUGACCAUCACAGCUCCAGUGAACAUGAACGUGGACAGCCUGCAGUCCUUGUCCUCGGAUGGUGCCACCCUGGCUGUGCAGCAGGUGAUGAUGGCAGGGCAGAGCGAGGAUGAGUCUGUGGACAGCGCUGAAGAGGAUGGGGGAGACCUCUCAACAGCAAACAUCAGUGGGCUGGUGUUGGAUAACAGCGACUCUCUGCAGUAGGAAGCCAGAGAGCCUGGAGAAAAACACUUAGGAAAAAGAACGGACUGACUGACUGACUUUUUAUAGUUUGCACAGCAAACAUUUUACACAAGUUUUAUUUCUAAUAUGUUUUAUAUGUAGAUAUAGAAGGGUGCACUUUUUUGUAUUUCAUAGUAAGCUUAAAGAGUGUUUUUGCAGGUGCAGCAACUUCUUUCAAAUGUGUUUUGGUUUUGUUUUGGUUUUUUUUUUUCGUUUCUUUUCCUUAUUUCAGAAAAUUAUAUCUAGUAAUAUAAAGAACCACGUAAGCACCCCUUUGUUCUCUGAAUUGGAAGUGCUGCAGUUUCUGAUGAAUUAUGCAGUUUCAAUUAGUGCUGUUAUUUAACACAGCUUUUGAUGGGCAGGUGAUGUAAAUUUAAAGCAUGUGACACUAGUGUGUGAAACUUGAUUAUUGAGUUAGAUGCAUAUAUUUGAAAGAUGCUUCUGCACCUUAAAAACUGCUAGUCUGAGGUGGACAGCAACACACAUAAAAAAGAAACUGUUGAUGUGUGAUUCAGUAGAGAAUGUAUGGCAAUUUAAAUAAGUUUAGUUUCUCUCAUAGUCCAUGAGCCUGUUUAUCAUUUGCUAUAAAAACUCCUAUUUUUACCUUGCUGGGGUUAUUGGAUAAAAAAAAAUAUUUUUAUAAAUUCACUAGAAAUUGGGAUGACAACUGUAUUAAGCAGGAGGAAAAAAAAAAAAAGAGAAUUUCCAGAGGGGAAAAAUAAAUGUUUAGUAUUCCUAUUUGGAAGGUCUGAAAAUUGACCCAAUUUAAUAAACAAGCCUACAGUAGCAUUCUAUGAUUCUCAGCUAUCCCACAGUGAUAUACUAUAUUUGAUAAUAGGUAAGAAGGGCCCACUGUUUGAUGGGAUUUUGAUAUUGUCAAACAUUGAUUUAUAUUAUGUGUAAACUAAUAUUCAAAUUGCAUAACUCUGUAUCUAGACUUGUAUCUGAAAAUAUUUGCUAAAUGAGUAUUCAGGUAAGUAAGUUCAAAUACCCACAACUUUUCCAAUUAUUAGAGAAAUUUAACAGUUUAUAGUUUGUACAACUGAAUCUAAAAAAAAUGAAAAGUUGCCUACUAUACAGUCAUGAAUUCUGCUAUUUUAUUGCAUUUGAAAUAUUUUCCCCUAAUACAAAAAGAAAAAUAUAACAUGGAUUUAUAUAAAAUUUCUUCAGAUCUGAAGUUUACUACCAGAAUAUACAGCAGGCUUUGUUAGAGUAGGAAAUCCUUGUGUGUCAUUUAAAAAACGAAGAGCUGUUGAUGAAAACAGCUGGGGUUUGGUUUGGUUUUGUUUUGGGAUUUUAUUUUUUUUUUUGUUGUGGUAACAGUUCAUUUCUUUUAUUUUCCCAAAGUUUGAAGUCUGUGAUUGUCUAUCCAUGAACACUUGCUUUUCCAUGGAACUUUGUAUUUCCCAUUGUUGAGUACAAAUAAGAGACUCAAGAACCUCAUGGUAUGAUCAACACCCUCCUUUGUCCCUGUCCAUUUGUCACAGUGCUCACAGCCAGAACUUCCUUCUGAUUUAUUCCAAAUCUGGGAAUGUUGGGUUUCUAACAUGACAGGGAGAAGCCUUUAGAGUCUUCAAACACUCUAUGUGAACAAAGCCCUUGGGCAGAUACAAAUAUUGCAUUGAAUACCUAAUUUCUGCUCCCCAGAACACUCAAGCACAUGCUGAGGUCCCCUUGGUUUCAGGAGGAUGAAGGAAUUCACUGCUGGACAUUGCUUGGAUUGUCUUCCAAGGCAAGGCUGAGCUGCCAGGAAGAAAAGCUUCAGGAAGAAAUUCCAUUGCCAUACACACAUGGAGAAUAACACAAGCUGGGAGUUUGGGGUUUUUUAAAUGGUUUUUACUCAACAUAAGAGGUAUUGCAGCUCUGGCUCUCACCUGGCUGAGCAUGUUCCUCAGUUCAAGUGCUGUAAUGAUCUGCUCCACUGGACUGGUGAUUUCUAAAGAAUUUGUUUCCUUCUGACUUCUCUGCUUUGCUACUGAUGUGCCAUGUUUGUUAAACAGUGAAUGAAUAAUGAAAGAUGGAAUUAGGAAGGUUUUGAUAGCAUGGCUAUCUCAAAAGCUGUUGUCAAAUCCAGUGUGACCCCAAAGACAAACCCUGUACAAAUCCUGCUCCUUUGGAAGCAUUCAGCCCACUGCCCCUACAAAAGUUAUUUUAGAUUACUGGAACCAGAUGCUGUAUUUUUGUUUUUAUUUGUUUUUAACUCCAGAAGUGCUUCAUCACCCCCACCAUGUCCAUUCAAUAGCAGGUUAUAUUUGUUGGUUUGUUUGGGGUUUUUAUUGGAAACAAGCAGGCCUCAAAACCUCAGGGUUUUCAAACUUCUGAAAGUUUAUUUUUCAGAAAGAAGCCAUUUUAUAGUUACCUUUUUUUUUUUUUUUUUUAAUAAUUAUUAUCCCCACCUUUCAUGCAGCAAUUCUAUUCUUCCAAAACAUGACCUUGUCUUCAGCUACUUUACCACUUCCUGGAGGCUGAAGUUGACAGAAUUUACUGUAAAAGGGGAAUAUGUAAUAGUUUCACUGUCAGAUUAGAAACAUUUAAUAAAAUAGGAACUUGAAUUCCUAAAUCUGAAAAAGCUUCACCAAUGUAAAAGUAUUGCUUAACAUAAGAAACUCAAACCUUUUCUUUCAAUUCAGUGAGAAUUCUGCAGUGGGUAUGAACUGCAGGGAAGUGCUUGUUCUUUUCAUGAUUUAAAAGUAGAGUCUUUUUUUUUUUUCUGUGUAGGAAAAUUGCUGGUUUCAGCAAAGCAUCACCAUUCAGGAAAGGUACAUGUUUACAUUAGUUAAAAAGUAUUUAUAGGGGACCUAACUUCAAGUCUGUGUAUAGUUCCCUCCCUCCCUGCCCCCAAUUAAAGUCAUAUUCAUAUGCAAUAGAACUAAUUUGGUUUUUGAAUCAAUGUGAUUCUUCUGCAAAUACGAUUUUGAAACUUUUUUUUUUAAUCUAACCCAAACCAGGGUUCUCAGUCCAGUUUUUUCCAUAUCCCUGGAACAGGCAAGGCAAUUUUCUGGUUUUGUUUUGUUUUGUUUUAACAUUGGAAGCAUUGCAGUUCAGUAAAUCAAUUCCAAAAGGGUCAGGAUAAGUUUCUGAAUGACUGUUACAAAGAAAUAAUCAUGUUGGAAAAUACUCAGAAUCAACUCUGGCUCUGCAGAAGGUUUUCUACAUCUGGAUAUUGUGUCCCAGUGGAGUCCUGCUGCCCUCAGGGAAGCUCCAUACACAUCCAUGUCAGGCUGCAUUUACCUUUCCUGGUACCUGAUCUGUGGCAGAAUCUUUUGGAGACCCCUCCAGCUCCACCCUGCCUGCAUUCCUGGGUUUUCUUCCAGUGGAAACCUGGGUGUGGAUGAAGGGCUUGGCAGGGCAGAUUUCAGGGUGACCUGGAGUGCAACAAAUAUUUUUUUUUUUAUGUUCAAAGAUGCAGCCAGGAGCCAGACCCAGUGAGGAGCUGCAGAUCCCAUUCCUGUGCUUCCCAAGUAGCUUUGGGUUUGUGGUGUUGGAGUGGAAUGGGGGCAGAGGUGGCUCAAACCCCAGCUCCUGGCUGAGAUGGGCUCAGAUCAGGGGCCACUGCCACCCAGGGCACAGCUUGGAGCCCCACCUGGGCCAUUCACUGCACUCCCCGUGGGUCCCUUCCACCCCAAAUACAACGUGGAUUUGUUUCUGGAACAAUCACAAGUCCUCCUUCCUGACUUUAGGAACUUGGCAGCUCAUGGGAUGAAACAAAGCCUUUCCAAGGGAUGAUAGUUGCACUUAAAAACCCCCUCCAGAACACCCUGGUGUUUUGAAAAAUUGGAACACAUGCAUUUAAUUGUAAUUAAAAUUGAUUUAACAUUUUAUUUUCUGAAGUUGAGUCGUCUUGGGAGGAAAAAAAAAUGAGUAUGUCUAUGCAAGACACAAAUGUCAAAAAUGUGUGAAUUUCCCAUUUUUAGGUACUGUAUUGUUAUUGUCUUUCUGACUUCUGUUCCUUUGAUUAGUCUCUUCAACCUUUCAGCCUUACAUUUGGCUUAGAGUUGAACAGGCAAGAUGUAGUUUUGAAAUCCUGUUGGAAAUGUAACUAACCUUCGUUCCCUCAUGAAAAUCUCGCAUGUUAAACAAUUAAGUGAAAUGUUUUGGUUUCCUAAUAAUAAAUUCCAACUCUCACCACCUCCUGAAAGCAGCAUAUCCCUGCAUGUUGAACUGUGGUGUGCAAACCAUCCCACACCAGCUCUGCAGAGGAGCUGAGGACAAGAGCAGCUUCAUUUUGCCAAGCUCACACUCAGCGUGGGUUCCUUCCCCCCUCCCUGCCCUUGGCAUGCUGAACUCCUCCAGACCUUCUGUGUUCUUUAAUUUUCAAGUCCUGCAGUGACCUGAUGCUCCAGUGCAAAGUGCAGUGAGAUUGGCACUGAUGUGAUUUUCAGUGAUUGCCCAGGUCAGGUAAUUUGUUCAUUCCUGUCACCUGGAAAUACAAAAUCCGUUCCUUUUCCGUGACUAAGUUAUUUAGGACCUGCUGAAUAAUCAUAGCUGGUUUUGCCAGAGAAAAGCAAGGUGUGAGAAGGCAGGGAAAUGCCUUUCCAACCUUGCAGACACCCAUAAAGAUUGGUGUAAAUAAAAUCCAGUGUUUCAGGUGGUGACAGAAGCUGCCCAUAACCUGCCCAGGGAUUAGAGCACUGGGUCUGUACAAUCAACAAUCUUUAAAAUGUGAACCCUGCAACUUUUCUUUCCUUGGUUGUUAAGGGAUUUUGGAGCAACUGAAGUUAAAAAUGAGAAUAUGCUUCGUGGAUGAUUUGUUUUUACACUGCUGCUCUCUGUGAAAAGAAAAAGCACAUUUUGGAAGCAAAGCGUUUACAUUGCUUUAACAGUAUUGUUUGGCUGAAGGACAAAUAUGAUUUCAGGAAAUCUUGAGCAUAGUUUCAAACUGUUUAACCAGUUCUUGGCCAGGGAAAGUCCUUGGCCCUUGUAUUUGUUUGGAGUUUCUUGUUUAUGCAAAUGAAGAACAAUGUUUACUAGUUCUUACCAGUGUGGGGAUUUUUAUUACACUUUUGUAAUGCAGGAGCAGCUUUGGUGAAAGAAAGAAUUAGCAGGUAAAUAGUCCAUAAUGUUUGUGACUUUGGGUGGGGCUUUUUUUUGUUGUUAUUUCAAAAUUAUUAAUUAAAAUGGCAUGGACAUCAAACUUCAA
Molecule: messenger RNA, 10252 nt
Organism: Catharus ustulatus (Swainson's thrush)
Lineage: Eukaryota; Metazoa; Chordata; Aves; Passeriformes; Turdidae
Gene: PKNOX1
Product: PBX/knotted 1 homeobox 1
Exons: 12
Coding region: 3784-5094 (436 amino acids)
Biological process (GO): angiogenesis; regulation of transcription by RNA polymerase II
Molecular function (GO): DNA-binding transcription factor activity, RNA polymerase II-specific; RNA polymerase II cis-regulatory region sequence-specific DNA binding
Source: RefSeq, a predicted model, not a curated record